Messenger RNA from Telopea speciosissima, 894 nucleotides. RefSeq lists its product as uncharacterized. The record is from RefSeq and is a predicted model, not a curated record. The transcript has 5 exons. Gene Ontology annotation, molecular function: protein dimerization activity. Lineage: Eukaryota; Viridiplantae; Streptophyta; Magnoliopsida; Proteales; Proteaceae. The coding region runs from base 1 to 894 and encodes 297 amino acids.
AUGGUGGAUCAACAGAGGAAGGCCACCUUACCACGCUUAUGGAUUGCAAUUAAAAUGAUGAAGGAGCAAGUGGAGGCAACUUACAGAAAGAACUCUAAUUGUAUAACUUUGUUGUGUUUAACAUAUCAUCUAAACCCCAAGUACCACUACAAGCAUCAAAUAGAGAUACAGAUAGAUUUGAUAAAUGCAGUUCAUCGAGUGGUGGAAAGGCUUGAGGCAGAUGCAGAUGCCCAGGUCAUCAUCAAUUCUGAGAUGAAAUUUUUUUGGGAUGCCACUGGGAGUUUCGGCCGAACAGUGGCAAUAUCAGCUCGGGAAACUACUUAUGUUGUUGAAUGGUGGUUGCAAUAUAGCACUGAUUCCUCCAAUCUAGCGAAGAUAGCACGCAAAGUGCUAUCUCAAACAAGUUCUACCACUGGAUGCAAGCGUAAUUGGAGUACAUUCAACCUCAUACAUUCCAAGAGGCGGAAUAGAUUGGGUACAAAGAGGUUAGAGGACUUGGUUUAUGUGUAUUACAAGAUGAGAUUACGAGAAGAGCACAUGCGAUUGGACAGGGAACAUAAUACAAGCUCAAUUGAGUUGGCAGAAAUAUUCCAAGUCGAUGACAAUGAUGAGAAUCCCCUUUAUGAGUGGGUCAAGGAUCGAGGUUCUCCUUUAUUAGAUGAGGAUGAGGGUCGGCCCAACAACCAUAUUGCUUCAGAGACAGGUGGUGAUGUUGAUGACUAUAUGACAACAGAGGGCAAAGUUCAUUCACAGACCCAACGUCCGUUCAACCCACACCCUAGUAGUAUUGGAGCUGAUGAUGAUGAUUGGUCAAAUUCCUCUGAUGGUGGUGGUGGUGGUGAUGCUAAAAACUCCAACCAACCAAGAAAUCACAGAUGGAUUUUUUUAUACUGA